AUACCUAGCACACCACGUGGACUUUGCAACGAGCAGAAACCAAUAUAAGGAAAACACUACCUAGGCGCCUACAGAUCACAAGUUAAUCGUGAGGAGUAACUUUGCCGGCAAAAUGAAGCUCAGAGUUCGAUCCCUCGAUGGAGGCGACACCCUCAGAAUAGACCUCCCUUCUAACGGCACGAGUUUGCAGUCUCUGAAAGAAGCUGUUGCACACAAGAUAAAUUCUUCUCCGACAGAAGUAAAUCUGUCCCUUAACAAAAAAGAUUAUCUGCAAGGACCCCCAGAAGAGUCCCUUCAAUCUUUGGGUAUUAUAGCCGGAGAUUUGGUGUUUUAUACGCUUAACCCGAAUGAUUUUCAGAACCUCAUCAGCCCAGUUGCAGCAGAAAAUCUAGAAAGCAGCAAAAGGCCCAGAGAAAAAGAAGUCAAUACGAACCCUAAAAAUCCCAGAAACCCUCAGAGCCCAAAUGAUAAAAACCUAACCCUAAGAGAAUUGUGCGCUUCUGCAGCCAUGAAAAGGGCUUCGAAAGACUCAGCCACGGAUAACCAGAAUCCAGCAGAAAUUGCCGUAGGCACACCAAAGGAACAGGAAAGCGGCGAAUCCAUGGAGGUGGACGAUCAAAUAUUGGAAAAAUCGAGGUCCAUACCGUAUUUUCUGGAGAGGGUUUUGUCUGGAGAGAAAGAAAAUGAAGGGUGCGGACAUGGAUUGUUGACAAUUGCCGUGCAUGCGGUGAUGCUAGAAUCAGGGUUUGUAGGGUUUAAUACGCAAAGCUCGGAAGCUUCUUUAGGAACUCGGCUUCCUCAUGGCUGGGCGAAAAAACCACUUGUGAGUCUUUGCUACACACUUCCUGAACUUAUUGUUGAUAACAGCCAUGAAAAAUACGUGGAAAAUGUUCAGCUUAGGUUUUCGGUGAUGGGUAAUUUUUUAGUUGUUUAUGGUGCGUUGGCUAGUGCAAAGGGUUCACAUUUUUAUAGGAUUAGUCUUGAGGUGGGGAAGUUUUUGCCUUCCAUUGAACGUGCCAGUAGUUUAAUAGGAAAGUCAAAUAUUGUCUCUGAAAUUGUUGGAGAGACCCUGGACAGAAAAUCUGAAAUUGGGAAGGCUCAAGAUUCUCUUCAGGAAGAGAGGUUUUUGUUUGAAUUUUGGAAGGUUGUAAAGGAUGCGCUUUCCAUGCCUUUGCUCAGUGCUUUGUGUGAGAAAGCUGGCUUGCCACUCCCUCCAUCGCUCAUCUUGUUGCCUACAGAGGUGAAAAUGUUGAUUUUGGAAAAGCUACCUGCCGUGUAUGUUGCUAGGCUGGGUUGUGUGUGCACGGAGUUUCGGUUUCUGGCUUUAAAUGAUGGACUGUGGAAGCAGAAGUAUCUAGAUGAAUUUGGAUCUUCUGGAACACAAGGCGUGCAAAGGUUUAAGGAUGCUUUUGUUAAAAAAUGGAUAGAGAGGAAGAGCAAAAAUCAAAGGAGGGCUGGGCCUUUAAGGUAUCCUUCUCGCCCAUUGCUUAUGAGAUUGCCAUAUCCUUAUGGAGCUCCAGGAUAUGGGAUCCGUGGAGGAGACUUUGAUAGGUUUCCUGCUAUAGGUGGGGGAAGCUUGUUUGGAGUAGAUGGCAUUGGAGGCAGGGUUGGGCUGGGUGGUGGAAGCCUUAUAGGAGGAUUACCAUCAAGGAGGCUCACGACGCCGUACUGUGACCUAAAUGGAUUCGUUGAUGAUAUUGAUGGACAUGUCGAUCCGCAUUUUCAGCCUGGGAGAGACUAACCUUUGAAUCGCAUCAAAGGUUAGGAGUAUAACAAACACUGGAUCGUGUGAUUUUAGGUUUGCAGCUUGGGAGAGUACAGCCUUUGAAUUGCAUCAAAUGUAAGGGUAUGAUAAUCACCGGAUUAUGUGAUUUUAGAUUUGCAGCUUGAGAGAGUAUAGCCUUGAAUUGCAUUAAAGGUUUGGAGUAUGAUAAACACUCGGUUAUGUGAUUUUAGUUUUUUUGUUGAAUAACUUUUAAACUUGUAACCUCACUACUCUAAAUUCCAAAUAAUAUUCAUCAAGGUCUUAUGACA
This is a messenger RNA of Cryptomeria japonica (Japanese cedar), 2034 nucleotides long. Its product is annotated as F-box protein SKIP22. The record is from RefSeq and is a predicted model, not a curated record. The coding region runs from base 113 to 1741 and encodes 542 amino acids. The transcript has a single exon. Gene Ontology annotation, molecular function: protein binding. NCBI's taxonomy places the organism in Eukaryota, Viridiplantae, Streptophyta, Pinopsida, Cupressales, Cupressaceae.